Molecule: messenger RNA, 1468 nt
Organism: Onychomys torridus (southern grasshopper mouse)
Lineage: Eukaryota; Metazoa; Chordata; Mammalia; Rodentia; Cricetidae
Gene: Slurp2
Product: secreted LY6/PLAUR domain containing 2
Exons: 3
Coding region: 975-1268 (97 amino acids)
Molecular function (GO): acetylcholine receptor inhibitor activity
Source: RefSeq, a predicted model, not a curated record
ACACACACACACAUGCACGCGCAUACACACACCUGCUACUUCUGCCUUCUGGCUUUUUGAUUUCUGGUCCCACUUUCUUGCUGCUUAAUUCUCAGGAAGAAUUCUCAGCCCCUCUCUCAGGAUCUCUGGCCAUUUGCCCUGCCCAACACCCAUGUUUGGGGGCCCCCUAAAGCAAGGAGGUAAAUCAAAGCCACCUGGACAGCCAGAGUAGACACGUGGGGUCUCCCGCCUGGCCUGAGUGCCUGUUCAGUCAGUCUAUUGGCAGAUGAUCCUUGCCCUACUAAAUGUCACUUUUGUCUCUUACCCCAACCUGGAACCUUUUUAACACCAAAGGCUUUGCUUCCCCAUCCUGCUGUCACUGGGCAUGUACCACAGGACUUAGUUUUCUUGGUACCAUGUCAGUACCAUCCCUUGAUAGGUAACACUCACCCCUUGUCCCCAGGACUACGUGAACAGCCAUGCUUCUCCUGACUUCCUUAGUCUCGGGAGGGCCAGGACAGGACUGAAGCCUGAUUUGGCAGAUGAGAAAGCUCUGACCUCUGAAAAUCCUGGCCACCGUGCUCCAUGCAGAGUGAGCUGCUGAGGAAGACAUCGCAGUUUCACCUGGACUCUGCUCCAUCCACACUUGCAAGGGGAGGGGAAGGGAGAGCUGUUUGCUUCUGCCGUGCCCUCCAUGCAGCUGCAGGGUGAGAUGGACCUGGACUGUGCUUCCAGCCUGACAAGGACUUUCUUGAGAGCCUUGGGCCUGAUGAUUGGGACAUCCCUACUUCAUGGAGGAGGGAAGACUUGUGAAAUUGUGCCAGGCUCCCUGAGGCCACGCAGCAGCGAGCUCUGCCGGCACCCAUCUGAGCCAGGAAGGUUGCAAGUGACUCAGGGCUGGGAGCCAGCAGCAAUGGGAGCCAAGGGUGGAGUGGGAGCCACAAGCAGGUAUAAGGGGUGGCCAGGGAGUCAGCUUCAUCCUUAACACGGAGAACAUGAGGCUUCUCUUCUGGUUCCUUCUGGCCGUGGUCUUGAGCAUGGAGCUAGCUGUAACACGGGGCAUGCGGUGCCACCUGUGCAAAGGCUUUGGAGGAUGUUCCAAACCAUCCAACUGCCCAAGGAGCACCACCCACUGUGUCAUCAUUGCUACCCGAUCUCCCAUCAGCUUUACAGACCUGCCUCUGGUGACGAAGAUGUGCUACAAUGGCUGCCCUGAGGUCUCCAAAUUGGGCUUGGGCCCUCAUGUGUCCCUCGCUUGCUGCCAGUCCAGUCUCUGCAACAGGGACUGACCACACUCUGUCACUACCAGCUGGCCCCACAGAACCAUGCUCAGGCCUGACCCUUGGAGAUUUUCCAACCUGGCCAGCCCAAAGCAUCCCACCCCCGACUCAUGCUUCCUCAGGAAGUUCUAAGUGAAGUCCUGUGGUACAAACUUAAGGCCCUAAUUCACUGUGGGCCAUUCUCAGUGUCAACAAAUCUCCCAAUAAAA